AUGAUUAAUUUCCAAAAGGGAGUUUAGGAAUCUCACUUGAAAUCCACUAUAGAAUAUCGCAUCUACCGACAAUUUCAAGCCGUCUCAAAAUCUCGAGGAAUUCGACAGACUCAAUCCUAAUGUCAGAAUAAAGUUGCAAUCAAUGACAAUAAUUAUAUCAAACCAAAACGAUCAAUCUAAUAUAAUUCAAUACAAACAGAUUCAACAGCCUUUGAAAGUUUGGAAGCAGAUUAUAGAAGAUAGAGUACGGAACCAAGGAACUAUUAAAAAAGGAGAAGUCGAAUUAUAUCAACUAAAAUAUAAAGCUAAUUAGACUUAUAUUAGUCAUGCUAAAUGGAUCCUCUGGAAUCAGAAUAAAUUCCUAUUGGGAAUUUUCAAAUUUAACAGCAAUAACAUUCUGAACCACCAAAAAAUUGUUUUAUCAAUAAAGAAAAUUAUUAAGGACGUCGAACCAAAUUGCCUACUUUGAAAAAGCAUCAACUAUGUAAUUUAAAAUUAUUAUCGUAAGAAUUUGAAAAAAAUGAAGGAAAGAUCAGUGGAUCCCAUGUAGUUAAAUUUGGAGACUCUUUUGUGACACCUUUUUUUGGGACCAAAAAACCUAUAUCCUUAGAUAAGAGACCAUAUGAGUUCCAAGGAGUGGUAUACAAAAGGAAGAGAUGA
This is a messenger RNA of Paramecium tetraurelia, 660 nucleotides long. RefSeq lists its product as uncharacterized. The record is from RefSeq and is a predicted model, not a curated record. The transcript has 2 exons. Lineage: Eukaryota; Ciliophora; Oligohymenophorea; Peniculida; Parameciidae.